AUGGACUGGGAAAUUGCCCAAUGGGCUAAAUUAUGUGGCCCAAUGUCAACUGCAUUUUCUGAUUUGCUUAGCAUCAAUGAAGUACAUGAACAACUUGGGCUUUCCUACAAAAACUCAAAGAAACUGAACAAGAUCAUUGACAAGCAGCUUCCUGGCCAUCCAAAGUUCCAUUGUGAACAGAUUGUCGUCACAGGCAAGGCCUUCAAUGUUUUCUAUAGGGAUGUCAUUGAAUGUGUCACUGCCCUGUAUGGUGACCCAGAUUUUGCUGAGUUCCUGGUCUUCACACCAGAACACCACUAUGCAGAUGAGGAACAAACUAAGAAGCUCAAUCAGCACAAACCAGGUGCAACCAUAAUUCCAAUUAUUAUUUCAACAUAUCCAGUCUACCUUACUAUUGGCAAUAUUCCAAAGGAAAUUUGCCAAAAGCUGUCUCACUGUGCCCAUAUUCUCCUUGCUUAUCUUCCUACCACCUGUCUCAAGCAUAUUAUAAACAAGGCUUCACAAUGCCAAACAAUUGCGAACCUAUAUCACACCUGCAUGGGCCAUAUUUUAGCACCACUGGAGGAAGCUAGGAUAGAUGGUAUUAUUGUGAAAAGUGGAGAUGGUAUCCUGCAUCAUGGUCAUCUGUUAUUUGCUUGCUUUGUUGGUGAUUACCUGGAGCAAGUCUUGGCUAUAGGAGUCAAAGCCACAGAAUGUCCCAAAUGCGACAUACCACCAGAUGAACUUGGAAGCAAUACCACACCUUUUGAGUUGCACAACCUCGAUGCUGUCCUUGAUGCAUUGGCUGCAAUUGAUGACAGAGAUCUCAAAUUUGUACAAGCAUGUCAUGAAGCUGGAAUCAAGCCUAUUAUCCAUCCAUUCUGGGAGACCCUACCCUAUGCCAACAUCUUCCAAGCUGUUACACCAGAUGUACUCCACCAAUUAUAUCAGGGUCUUGUUAAACAUCUCCUUGGUUGGCUAUCCAAGGCAUUUGGAGCAGCCAAGAUUGAUGUAAGAUGUCAAAGGCUCCCUCUGAAUCACCACAUCCAUCUAUUCAUGAAAGGUAUCACUGGUCUCUUGCAAAUCAGUGGUACAGAGCAUAGUCAGAUAUGUCAUUUUUUACUUGGUAUCAUCAUUGAUAUCCAACUCCCCAACCAUCUUGCACCAAGCCAUCUCAUACAAGCUGUCAGAGGUCUACUCAACUUCCUGUACUUCGCACAGUAUCCUUGCCAUAGUUCUGAAACAUUGACUCUUCUCAUCAAAGCUCUUGAUCUUUUUCACAAUAACAAGCAGAUCUUCAUUGACCUUGGAAUCCAAAACAAUUUUGAUCUUCCAAAGCUUCACACAGGCCACCACUAUAUCUUGAUGACCAAGACUUUCGGUAUAACUGACAAUUAUAACAUAGAAUAUACAGAACACCUCCAUAUUGACUUGGCCAAAGAUGAGUUUGUGCAAAUGACUCAGUGGCUCAAACACAAAGAGAAGAUUGCUCAACAUGAGAAGUAUGUCAUGUGGCACCUCCACAGCAAUCCCAUUCGACACCAACCACAUUCACCAAACCUAUCAUUCAACCAUGUGCAAACAUUAAUGAAGCAUCUGAGUGCAAAAGCUGUCCUGAUUCAGACAUUGAUCAUGGAGUAUAGGGCCAUGUACUUCCAUGAGGCACUCACAAGAUAUAUUGCACAGCUGUGUCAUCCAAAUGAAGCCACCACUCAUCACCACCUCAAGAACCUUGCUGCUACUAUCCACCUUCUGUUCCACACACUUCCUGUCUAUCACAUAAUCAAUGCACAUGUCAAACCACACCACAUGGUCACUAGUCAGACAGGUGCUGAUGUACCAGCACAAUUUGAUACUGUGCUGAUUAAUGAUGAGACUGGUCAUUCUAUCAGUAUUGAAGGCUACCAUAAGGCUGUCCAAAUGAUAUUCCCUGCCACAAUCAAGGCUCCCAAGCAUCUUGCCUAUGUAGAGUGGUUCACUCAGUUUCCUCUUACACCUGAUCCAAACCAUGGGAUGUACAAAAUCAGCUGUUUUGUGCAAUUGGGUGAGAGAGUUGCAAGUAUUAUACCUGUCACAAAUAUCCACCGAAGUGUUCAUCUCAUUCCAAAGUUUAGACAAGAUGGUCUUCUUGCCAAGAAUGUCAAGCAAGAGCUUGCAUAUACCUCAUUGCAUACUGUGACAACAGCCAUGGAGAUCUGGUAUGACCCAGAUCCAAGCUCCACCAUCAUCAAGGCAGACUCCAUCUUCAUAGAGUCAUUCUUUGUCAUGGUGUCUGAUUAUUAA
Suillus subaureus is the source of this 2262-nucleotide messenger RNA. RefSeq lists its product as uncharacterized. Gene Ontology annotation, biological process: DNA-templated transcription. Gene Ontology annotation, molecular function: DNA-directed RNA polymerase activity; DNA binding. The record is from RefSeq and is a predicted model, not a curated record. The coding region runs from base 1 to 2262 and encodes 753 amino acids. NCBI's taxonomy places the organism in Eukaryota, Fungi, Basidiomycota, Agaricomycetes, Boletales, Suillaceae. The transcript has 8 exons.